AGAUAAGAGACUCUGGCAUUGGUUAUGACUAGCCAGCUCUACCUAUCUCGUAUCUCGUAUCUCGUCUAGCACCUGUAUCUCAUCAAUGGGUUGCCCGAUAAGUAGCACCUCAAAUUCCACUCAGAAAUGUCAAGCCAUUGUGUGCCAUGGUCAGUUCAGUCAGUUUAACGAGUUGUUGAGGGCAGAAUGGCUAACUUAUUAACGUUCCUCUUGGUAAAUUUUUUGGGAUUUGGCUUGGUAUUCCAAUCCGUACGCUCGGAGUAUGGCGAUUUGGCUGGCAAUUGGCUAGUUGAUUAUGGCCAAGCGGAAUUGCGUUUGCUGAGCAAUGAAGCAUUAGAGCCAUUAGUGCGAAUUGAUGGUGUCCAACCCCGCAAUGGAGACGGCAGUGAUUUGUAUUUUGUAAUCCGUACGAUAGACACGGUCAGGGCCGAAGCGAAUCAUAUCAUUCAAUUCCAAGAGUUUGCUGCUAAUGGAAGCUGGCAGGGUGCGGUAACUGUGCAGGGUAAACGUUUCGGAUAUUCUCAGCUUAUAGUGGAACUGCACAGUCAACUGGCGCCAACGAAUAUAGAGACAUCCAGCCAAGAGCUGCCCAUUGCCGUGUUGCGUGACCGUGUGGUAGAUGAGAGGAUCACAACUUAUGUGUCAGCCGCUUUGGCCUUGCUGAUGUUCCUCAAUUUGGGUACAGUGCUUGAUCUGCAGCGUUUGCAGGGCAUCAUAUGUCGUCCCAUUGGUCCCAUGGUGGGCAUUGCCAGUCGUUUUGUAAUGAUGCCAGCCCUGGCCUUUGGCCUGGGACGAGCCUUGUGGUCAUCGUCCUCCGCAAAUGAGCAGUCCCUGCAAUUGGCAUUGUUCUACACGGCUCUGGCACCCAGUGGCGGGUUGGCCAAUGUCUGUGCCGUUUUCCUAAAGGGCAAUGUGAAUCUUUCGGUGGCUACAACCACCAUCAAUAGUUUGUUGGCCCUGGCCUUUCUGCCAUUGUGGAUUAUGGUAAUGGCGCGAUAUGUCUAUGAUGAUGAUCAGUUGAUGGUGCCAUUCGGCCAGCUAUCUGGUGGAACUGUUGCUCUGGUUGUGUGCCUAGCCCUGGGCAUGAUCCUGCGUCUGUGUGUACCCAAGACUACGCGUUUCAUUUUCCGUUUCCUCAAGCCUCUAUCCGUGGUUCUCAGUUUGUGUCUAGUGGGUUUGACAGUGGGCCUCAAUUGGUUCGUAUUCGCUGAAUUCAGCUGGCAGGUAUUGGUUGCCGCCCUAUGUCUGCCUAUAGCCGGCUAUAUGGCCACUUAUCUGUUGUCCAAGCUUCUUUGUCGCUCGCCCACCGAUGCGCUGACAUUGGCCAUUGAGACGAGUGUUCUUAAUAUGACAAUGCCGAUUGUUUUACUUCAAUCCAGCCGUUUGGAACAGCCUCAAAUGGAUCUGGUGCUAGUCGUCCCCAUUGCCUCAUCAUUGCUGUCUCUCCUCCUGGUCGUUGUGCUCUAUGUGGUGCGACGUUGUUUCGGCUGGAACGUCAGACAAGAUGACGAUGGCUUCGAUCACAAGCGUCUGCUGGCCGAGCACGAUGAAACGGUCUAUCAGAGGCCUUGAAUCAAUCACUUCCGCUAGCGUAUACCCAACCCCUUUGCAUAUAACUACUUAGGAAUUAGCAUAUAUGUAUUUAGAUAAGAAAUAUAUAAAAAUACCUACAAUACCUUAAAAUCAGUAAGUUGGUAAAUGAAAAGAUAAGUAAGUAAAAAAAAAAAAACCAAAAUUACUCGCGGACGCCUUUCAGCGAUAAGCUCAUAAGAAACCGGCUAAAACGAAGCCUUGUAAAUUAAUAAUCAUAUCGGCAGCCAUUCAAAGAUUUGCACACAGAUUUUUGAUUACUAAAAAAGUUGUUUCAAUGUUCAUUCAUUUACCAAAAUACAGCUCUGACUUUGUAACUUUGCCAAGUUUUAGCCGAUUUUCGACAAAUUGUAUCUCAUUUGCGAU
This is a messenger RNA of Drosophila willistoni, 1956 nucleotides long. Its product is annotated as sodium/bile acid cotransporter 4. Gene Ontology annotation, cellular component: membrane. Bases 187 to 1572 code for a protein of 461 amino acids. The record is from RefSeq and is a predicted model, not a curated record. The transcript is spliced from 2 exons. NCBI's taxonomy places the organism in Eukaryota, Metazoa, Arthropoda, Insecta, Diptera, Drosophilidae.